Molecule: messenger RNA, 2510 nt
Organism: Amborella trichopoda
Lineage: Eukaryota; Viridiplantae; Streptophyta; Magnoliopsida; Amborellales; Amborellaceae
Product: RabGAP/TBC domain-containing protein
Biological process (GO): activation of GTPase activity
Molecular function (GO): GTPase activator activity
Source: RefSeq, a predicted model, not a curated record
UCUCAAUCAAUUCUCAUCAUGUACACAAAAUUCCUUCCCUUGAGCCUUCUUCAGUCUCUCUCCUCGAACCCCCGUUUCCCUCUCUCUCUUCUAUUUGCUUCGUCUCUAAGAAACCAAAGGCAAUUGAAAUUUUAGAUUGGUUAUUUGGCGAUCGUUUGUGAUACACAGCGAGAGAUGCAGGAGGCAGAGCUACACGACCUGUCGGAUGAUCCCGACUACGUCGCCUCCCAACAACAGGGAUCAGGAGGCAGUGAAAAUCAGAAAUGUACCAGAAAGAGCAAUGGCCCUACUGAACCAAAUGGAUCUGAAGUAGUGUAUUCAAAGGACAAUGUUGCUAUUCACCCAACUCAGUAUGCAUCUGAGAGGAUUAGUGGACGCUUACAGCUAAUCAAGAGGGAUUUGUCGUUGUUCAUGACAUGGAUUCCGUACAAACAGAGUGCAAGUUAUGGUGUUGGGCAGGGCUCAAGAGUGAAGCUACCUGAAAAAGAUAGAAACUUGUAUACCAUCAGAGCGGUCCCACUGACGGAUGUAAGAUCUAUUCGUCGGCACACUCCUACUCUAGGCUGGCAGUACAUUAUCAUGGUCUUAACAUCUGGUCUUGCAUUCCCACCUCUCUACUUCUACAAUGGAGGUGUUCGUGAGUUUCUAGCGACACUGAAGCAGCAUGUUUUUCUUGUAAGGUCUGCAGAUGAUGCAAAUGUAUUUCUUGUUAAUGAUCUUCAAGAUCCUCUCCAGAGAAGUCUUUCCUCUUUGGAGCUACCUAGGGCGGUGCCUGUUGCGAAUGUAGCAUCUUCAAGCAGCUCCUUGGCUUCAGUUCAUUCAGAUGAUAACUCCAACCAGAGGAGUAAUGCAGAUUACCAUGAUAGCAGUUUUUCCCCUACUGAAUCUGUUGGUAGACAUAGGCAAAAGGUUCGAGACCCAGCUCGUGAUCUGUCGAUUCAAGUUCUGGAGAAGUUUUCCCUCGUUACGAAGUUUGCCCGUGAAACAACUUCGCAUCUCCUCCGUGAAAGUCAAAUUUUUGACAACAUUGGUGGCUAUGAAAAGCAGCAACAAGUACAUUCUAGUCCUGUGAAAAAUCAAGUUGGUGGAGAUCCUGUCUCGCAAGAACUGCAAGAUAAGAACCAAAUUAUUUCUGAUCCUUUGGAGAAAAUAGCUUGUAGAAAUGGAAAAUUGUGUGAAGCAGCAGCUACCCUAGUGGGAACCUUUGAGCUUAUCGAUAGUAAGGAGGCAGAGCAACAAUCUCUUGUUUGGGGGAAGCCACGACUCCCUCCUCUUGGACAUGAAGAGUGGGCUACAUUCUUGGAUGAAGAAGGGCGUAUAGUGGAUUCAAAAGCUUUAAGGAAAAGGAUUUUCUAUGGAGGAGUCGAGCAUGGUCUACGGAAAGAGGUAUGGAAAUUCCUACUAGGAUACAAUGAAUUUCAUUCCACAUAUGCUGAACGGGAGUUUCUUGAGACCAUGAAGCGCUCAGAAUAUGAAACCAUAAAACACCAAUGGCAGAGUAUAUCACCUGCUCAAGCGAGGAGAUUUGCAAAGUUCAAAGAGCGGAAGAGUCUUAUUGAAAAAGAUGUGGUAAGAACGGAUAGAUCUAUUCCAUUUUAUGAUGGAGAUGAAAAUCCGAAUGUGGGACUCUUGAGGGACAUAUUGUUAACCUUCUCCUUUUACAACUUUGAUCUUGGUUAUUGUCAGGGCAUGAGUGAUCUUUUGUCCCCAAUAUUGUUUGUUAUGGAGGAUGAGUCUGAAGCAUUUUGGUGUUUCGUUUCAUUAAUGGAACGCCUUGGGCCAAACUUCAACCGUGACCAGAAUGGCAUGCAUUCUCAACUUUUGGCCCUAUCCAAGCUGGUUGAGUUUCUAGACAGCCCCUUGCACUGUUAUUUAAGGCAGGCUGAUUGCUUGAACUUCUUCUUUUGCUUCCGUUGGAUUCUUAUUCAAUUUAAAAGAGAAUUUGUGUACGAGAAGACAAUGCGAUUAUGGGAAGUGCUGUGGACACAUUAUCUUUCCGAGCAUUUCCACUUAUAUAUGUGUGUUGCCAUCCUUAAGAAGCACCGAAAGAAGAUCAUCGAGGAGAGAAUGGAUUUCGACACGCUCUUGAAGUUCAUAAAUGAGCUUAGUUGCCAUAUUACUCUUGAAGCCACUCUCAAGGAUGCAGAGGCCCUGUGCAUUAUUGCUGGUGAGAAUAAGGCUGCAUGCAUUCCCCCAGGUACCCCUCCGUCCCUUCCUGUUGAGGGGGGGCUGCUUGAAUGAGAUUUUCUCCAUUUGCUCACUUGAGACAAUCAAGUUUGGGAUGUGCAAGUCACCCCAUUUGGUCAUUAACUACAUGUCUAUAUUGCAGCAGCUGACGAGAUUACUGUUCUCAAAUUUAGGAUGCAUGUAUAUAAUGAACAGAGUCACCUUUAUCAUUUGUUAUGAGGAGAAUAAUUCCAUAUUCUUAUUCAUGUAAAUGUGCAUCUAAACCAAAGGUGCAGUUGCUUAUCUUGAACUUCCAUUCAAUCUCCUGAUUUUCCCUAAAAAAA